Messenger RNA from Carassius auratus (goldfish), 6081 nucleotides. RefSeq names its product Ral GTPase activating protein non-catalytic subunit beta (gene ralgapb). Bases 191 to 4810 code for a protein of 1539 amino acids. Lineage: Eukaryota; Metazoa; Chordata; Actinopteri; Cypriniformes; Cyprinidae. The record is from RefSeq and is a predicted model, not a curated record. Gene Ontology annotation, biological process: activation of GTPase activity; regulation of small GTPase mediated signal transduction. The transcript is spliced from 33 exons. Gene Ontology annotation, molecular function: GTPase activator activity.
AACGAACAAUUCGUUCACAUCAGCCACUGCAGCCACCCGUCGAUGGAGGAGCGGUUCUGAUCUCAUCUGGGCUACUUACAAACAUGCUGCUCGAUAAAACCCGCUUUCCCCUCAAAAUCACCCGAUCGAACGACUUGAUUGAUAUGUGAACCGAUUCAGGCCGCUGUGAGAUCCGGUAGAAGUCGUGGUCAUGUACUCUGAGUGGAGGUCUUUACACCUGGUGGUCCAGCACGAUCAGGGUCACCUGAGCGUCUUACACUCUUAUCCAGCCGGCGUCGGGCGAGACGUGGCGAACGCUGUGGUGCGGCCGCUGGGAAACAUUCUCGGAGGAGCACAGAACGAGUGCCUCCUCAAGACUGACAAGGAGGUGAAGUGGACCAUGGAGGUGCUGUGUUUCGGGCUGACGCUCCCGCUGGAUGGAGACACGGUGAAGUUGUGUGUGGACGUCUACACUGACUGGAUGAUGGCCCUGGUGUCUCCACGAGACUCUAUACCCCAGCCCAUCAUCAAAGAGCCCAACCUCUACGUCCAAACCAUCCUCAAACACUUGCACAACCUUUUCCUGCCCAGACCAGAGCAGUUCAGUCUGGUGCACUUUAAAUUGUGUCAGCAAGUGCUGUCUGCGGUGCAGAAGUUGGCUCGUGACUCGUCUGGAAUGGCUAGAGAAACAUGGGAAGUGCUGCUCCUCUUCCUGCUGCGCAUCAAUGACACGCUGCUGGCUCCGCCCACUGUGGGAGGAGGAAUAGCAGAGAAGCUGGCUGAGAAGCUGAUCAGCGUGCUGUUUGAGGUCUGGUUCCUGGCUUGCACACGCUGCUUCCCGACGCCGCCCUACUGGAAGACGGCCCGAGAGAUGCUGGCCAACUGGAGACAUCACCCUCCGGUGGUGGAGCAGUGGAGUAAAGUCAUCGCUGCGCUCACGUCCAGGCUUCUGCGGUUCAUGUACGGCCCGUCCUUCCCUCCGUUUAAAGUUCCCGAGGAAGACGCCGGCCUCAUCCCAGCGGAGAUGGACAACGACUGUGUGUCUCAGACGUGGUAUCGAUUUCUACACAUGCUCAGUAACCCCGUGGACCUGAGCAAUCCCGUCAUAGUGAGUUCCACCCCAAAGUUUCAGGAGCAGCUGCUCGGAGGAAACGGCGUUCCUCACGAGGUCAUUCAACAUCCGUGUCUCAAACAGCUUCCUCAGAUCUUCUUCAGAGCGAUGAGGGGCGUCAGCUGCCUCGUGGACGCUUUCCUCGGUGUUGCUGUUUGUAAGAAACUCGAGUGUCGUGAAACUCUGCCCUUUUCUGGAGUCACAGUGUCUAGGAGCAAUAUUCAGGACAGACUUCCCUCUAUAGGUGUUGCUGUAUCUCGGAACAAUUUUCGAGACAGACUCCCAUCUUAUGGUAUUUCCCGCCCCCGGUCAGACAGUGCUCCGCCCACACCUGUCAAUCGGCUCAGUAUGCCCACGCCCCCAGCGACAACCAACACUACACCCCCUCACAACCGCAGGCACCGCCCAACCGCUGUUGUCAAAACAACCAGCAAAGCCUCAACGACUAGUCAGACCAAAGUGUCGCACCAGCCGUCAUCCACUUCCCCGCUCUCCAGCCCAAACCAGGCGAGCUCUGAGCCACGGCCGCUUCCAGCUCCGACCCGUCCGAAGGUCAACAGCGUGCUCAAUCUGUUCGGCCAAUGGCUGUUUGACGCUGCGCUGGUCCACUGUAAACUCCACUCUGGCCUGAGCAGAGACAGCAGCAUGACCGCCCUGGCGACUCAAGCUGGAGUUGAACUGAGACGUAAAGGCUCUCAGAUGUCCACAGACACCAUGGUGUCCAACCCCAUGUUCGACGCCAAUGAGUUUCCUGAUAACUACGAGUCGGGGCGAGCCGAAGCGUGUGGGACGCUGUGCAGGAUCUUCUGCAGUAAGAAGACCGGAGAAGACAUACUUCCAGUGUACCUGUCCAGGUUCUACAUGGUUCUCAUCCAGGGUCUCCAGAUAUCAGACUUCAUCUGCAGGCCGGUUUUAGCCAGCAUCAUCCUCAACUCUUCAGCUCUGUUCUGCUCCGAUCUCAAAGGGAUCAAUGUUGUGGUUCCUUACUUCAUAUCUGCGCUGGAGACCAUCCUCCCGGAUCGAGAGUUGUCUAAGUUUAAGUCGUAUGUGAACCCCACCGAGCUCAGGAGAGCUUCCAUCCAUAUCCUGCUGUCCAUGAUUCCUCUUCCUCACCACUUUGGCAACGUCAAAUCAGAGGUUUUGUUGGAGGGGAAAUUCAGCAAUGAUGACAGCUCUCUUCAUGACAAGGCGGUCACCUUCCUCUCCCUGAAGCUGCGAUUGGUCAAUAUUUUGAUUGGCGCCCUGCAAACAGAGACCGACUCGAUCAAUACACAGAUGAUUCUAGCGGCAAUGCUGAAUAUCGUCCAGGAUUCGGCUCUGUUGGAGUCUGUUGGUGCUCAAGCUGAAGUGGGCAGUGUGGAUGGAAGCCAUUCUCUGGAUAAGAGCCACAGUCGUAAUAACAGCGGCAUCAGCAACGCUAGCGCAGGCAGCUCCGAGGCUACGACUCCAGACAGCGAACGCCCCGCACAGGCCCUGAUGAGGGACUACGCUCUCCACACAGACACAGCGCCCGGGCUUCUGAUCCGCAGCAUCCACCUGCUGACCCAGAGACUCAACUCUCAGUGGAGACUGGACAUGAGCAUCUCGCUGGCCGCCCUCGAGCUGCUGGCCGGCCUCGCCAAGGUGAAGGUGAGCGUGGAGUCGUCGGAUCGUAAGCGUGCCGUCAGCUCCGUCUGCAGUUAUAUCGUGUAUCAGUGCAGUCGUCCGGCUCCGCUUCACUCCAGAGAUCUGCACUCCAUGAUCGUGGCUGCGUUCCACUGUCUGUGCGUCUGGCUCACGGAGCACCCCGACAUGCUCAAUGAGAAGGAUUGUCUGAUCGAGGUUCUGGAAAUCGUCGAGCUCGGGAUCUCGGGCAGUAAGUCCAGAACCAGCGAACAGGAAGUGAAGUACAAAGGUGAUAAAGAGCACAACCCGGCGUCGAUGAGGGUCAAAGAUGCUGCCGAGGCCACGUUAUCCUGUAUAAUGCAGGUGUUGGGAGCGUUCCCGUCUCCCAGCGGCUCUGCGUCGCCCUGCAGUCUCCUGAACGAGGACACGCUGAUCAAAUACUCCCGACUCACCUCCACGUCUCACAGCAACUUCAGAUACUUCGUCCUGGACAACUCGGUGAUCCUGGCCAUGCUGGAGCAGCCGCUGGGAAACGAGCAGAACCCCUGUCCGUCAGUCACCAUGUUGAUCAGAGGCAUGUCUGGACGACACGCGUGGACAAUGCAGCUCUUCCAUCAGCCUCGAGGAGCAAGAGCCAAUCAGAAGCAAGUGUUUAUUCCUGAAAGCCGUCCGGCUCCCAAAAAUGAUGUCGGGAUUCGGUUUAACGUCAAGCACAGGCCGUUCCCAGAGGAAGUGGAUAAGAUCCCGUUCGUGAAAGCCGACCUGAGCAUCCCGGAUCUCCAUGACAUUGUGGAUAAAGAGCUGGAGCAGCAGCACGAGAAGCUGCGAGGCGUGAUGGGAAAGCAGAUCGAUUACGAGACCAAACUGGAGCACUGCACGGAGGACUUGUGGAGGAACAAACCCUUCCCAGAUCCGCUGACAGACUGUAAACCUCCGGCUCCCGCUCAAGAGUUCCAGACGGCCCGCCUCUUCCUGUCGCACUUCGGCUUCCUGUCACUAGAGGCGCUCAAGGAGCCUGGAAACAGUCGACUGCCUCCUCACCUCAUCGCUCUGGACUCAUCUGUGCCGGGCUUUUUCGACGACAUCAGCUACCUGGACCUGUUACCGUCCCGGCCGUGUGACACCGUGUUCAUCUUCUACAUGAAAGCUGGACAGAAGAGCAGCCAAGAGAUCUUGAGGAACGUGGAGUCGUCUGCAAACGUACAGCCUCACUUCCUGGAGCUGCUGCUGUCUCUGGGAUGGGCGGUGGAGGUCGGACAGCAUCCGGGAUGGACAGGAAGUGUGUUCACCAGCUGGACCAUCAACACAUCCAGCGGUGCUGAGACUCCAGAUGAUUCAGUGACUCUGGGAGACACAGGCGGCGGUGUGUUUAACGGAGAGAAGCGGGUGCUCUAUUACGCAGACGCUCUGACAGAAAUCGCCUUUGUGGUGCCGUCCCUCAGCGACUCGUCCGCGGAGUCCUCGGAGCACAGCUUCCCGACCGCAGACUCCGAAUCUCAGAUGGAGAUGUUACCCAGUUCACUGAAGCAGCCCAACCUCACGCUGGAGCUCUUCCCUAAUCACUCCGACAACAUGGGACCCUCACAACGGUCCCCGACAGUGAAAAGCAGGAAGUUGCCGGCUGGAAGGACGAUCCCGCUGUUAGGACCGGACGCUAAAGUCUUGGUUGUGUGGGUUGAGCGAUACGAUGACAUAGAGAACUUUCCCGUGUCGGAGUUCCUGGCGGAGACGAGCACCGGUGUGGAGACGACGGUCAACAGCAGCACGUCCAGGUCCAGCUCCUCAGAGAAGGACGUCCCCAUUAUAUUCAUCCAUCCGCUGAAGACCGGCCUGUUCCGGAUCAAACUACACGGCGCUCUGGGAAAAUUCAGCAUGGUCAUUCCUCUAGUGGACAACAUGGUGGUCAGCAGGAGAUCACUGGGGUUCCUGGUGCGUCAGACUGUAAUAAACGCGUGUCGGAGGAAGCGUCUCGAGAGCGACUCUUACAGCCCUCCUCACGUGCGGCGGAAACAGAAAAUCGCAGAAAUCGUGAACCGUUACCGUAACAAACAGCUGGAGCCCGAGUUCUACACCUCGCUGUUUCAGGAGGUGGGUGAGACGAGCCUCAACCCGUGAACAAUCACAGAGCAGCGCAGAGCAGCGUGGAUCUCAUGAUGUGCCACCUGACCGGAGGAAGACUGGAAUAUCAAUCUCAUAAAAAACACUCAUGGUUAUAUUUCACCCCACAAGAAAUAAAUAACAGUUUUUUCCUCCCAGUAAAUUGUCAGUUAACAUAUUUUAUUCAUAAUAAAUAUAUAUUUUUUAAAUUCAAUAAAUGAUAAUAAUUUAUAAAGAAUUAUUUUCAUUUCUCAAUUUUUUUUUGUUACUGUAAUAGCACAAAAAAACUAGUACAAUUUUAUUUUUAUUUUUAUUUUUCAUAAUUAAUAGGCAGUACAACAUAUCCCACCAUGAUGUAAAAAUAUUUUAAAAUUAAAAAAAGUUAUUAUUUUUGCUUUUUUUAUUUUUUUUUUGCUUGUUUUUUUUUUUAUUCUUUAUUUUCUUAAAAGAAAAUUGCAAUACAUUAAUGAAAAUGUCAAUCAGUCUUAAAAACAAGCUUUAUUUGCAUCAUGUAAAUCUAAUUUCUUAUUUCUUGGAGAGAACUAUGUCUGAUUGGCCGGUUACUGUACGUCACAAUGAAUGAUAUUUUACUUUAUUUGUGUUUAUUAUUUGAAGGAAGGUAUCACAUGAAGCCAUUUCCUGUAGAAGCACUGCUUCCUCUUCCUCUUCAGGUCAUGCGUAUAUCUCUUCAUCAUGUAGUCAGCUCUGCUUCUUCUUUCUUUCUUUCUUUCUGAGAGUUGUUUCAGUCUCCAGACGAUGCAUUUCAGUCGAAAGACAUUAUAAGGGCUCAUCAUUUACUUCCUUUCUGACUCUUUCACAUUGGAGUGUACAUCAUCAAACCGAGCUGAAUUCACCGUUUUAGCAGCAUGCUCUAGAAAGGAGUAACCCAAUCCUGUAUUUAUUUAUUUCAGUUUUCCAUUACGAAAUGCCUUUUAAAUGCAGACGUCACCCGAACACAUAAUAAUAAUUCUGGAAGAGAUUUGCACAUCACGUCCCUUUUCUGUGGUCUGUUAACGCUGCGUUUCUUUUGUAAGAACAAACUGUAAAGGCCGGUCGCUCGGAGGCGUCUCUUUUUCCGUGUAAAUAUUGACGGCAUGGACUUUGUAUAAAGUUUGACUUUGUAUGUAAAUAUACACGAGUGUGAAGUUCUGCUCACUCAUCUUAUAUUAUUGAUUAGGAGAACACUUGUUUGUAUUUAUGCCAUCAUAUAUGUGUCCAAACCAAACAUUGGAUAUUGAAUGUAACACAUGUAAUGGAAUAAAGAUUUUAAUGAAAUACCUAUCAGAUAA